This is a messenger RNA of Schistocerca gregaria, 2242 nucleotides long. Its product is annotated as steroid receptor RNA activator 1-like. The record is from RefSeq and is a predicted model, not a curated record. Gene Ontology annotation, biological process: regulation of transcription by RNA polymerase II. Lineage: Eukaryota; Metazoa; Arthropoda; Insecta; Orthoptera; Acrididae. Bases 175 to 747 code for a protein of 190 amino acids. Gene Ontology annotation, cellular component: nucleus. The transcript is spliced from 4 exons.
UUUUGACAACUGCGGCGUAAUAUCUUAGCAAGAUUCGAAUGUAAGUAGUGGAUGAGUGCCUGAGUGGUGAGAAGCGCGUGGACUCUGGGCUGUGAGCUACCCGUAAAAAUAGUCUGAAAUGAUAAUCGCGUUAAAAAAAGUUUAAAUUGUAAACUUGAGAGAAGAUAUAAAAACAUGAACAGUAGCACUGUACCAAAAGUUGCCACUCCUGGUUGGAAUGAUCCACCACAGCUUUCGUAUGACCCAUCAAGGCCUCAACAAACAGCAUCAGGAAGAGCUAAACUGACAAAGAGGGUGGCAUUCCCAAUACAAGGAGCAGAGCAGACAUCAUCACAGAGAGUUCAGACAGUACUUCCUCCUUUGUCAGCUCCACCUGUUAGCUCUGUUACAUUGGACAAAAGUAAAGAAACUGAAGCUUGCAGGCCUGAAGAAUUAAGUAUUUCAAAUGAACAGUGUUCAAAGGUGGUCAGAAACCUCUCUGAAUGCCUGGACCGCAGUGGUUGUGACAUGGAUAUGAAAUAUGACUUCAAGAUGAGAAUUAAAUGUUUUGAGUCUCAGUGGAAAGAAAAUAAAUUUCCAGCAGAUUUAAAAGAAAAAUUGCUAAGGCUCUCUGAAGCACUUGUUGACAAGAAUGACGAAACAGCAGAAGACCUAUUGAAGUACGUGUUGGAGAAUUUUUCUAGCAUAGCAUCUGGAUGGAUCCCAGUAAUAAGCCAUAUUCUGACUGUGAUGGAUUCAACCACAUGAAAAAGAAAAAUGCAAACAGUAUUUGUGUAACUGAAAAAGAGUGUGGAUGUUUAUUGUGUUAUUGCAAUGAGGCAUGUUGAAACAUACAAUUUAACAUUUUUCUUUUAUGAAUUUAUUUAUGCUGGAGCGUAAGCAAAAAAUGUAUUAUAUUGUUUUCCUGAACACCAUUGAUCUUUGUAUGUUGAGUGGAACUGGAUGUUGGGUCAAUUCCAUCAAAUAAACUGUUUCUCACUCUUGUUUCUUUUCUAUUUACUGUAUGGUAACUUUUUAUGUUAAGAAUAAAAACAGUAAAAAAUUAAUGAAUGUCACAUAAGUGAAAUAAUAUGAAUAACGCAGUGUAAGACAAAACAAAAAGUUAAUUUGAAAGCAUUGUCUCACUUUUUAAUCUGAAAUUGAUAUAUUAUUUUAGAAAAAAAAUCAGCAUUUUCCACUCAUCUAUUUUCAGUUGGUAGCACUAACAAACGAAAUAACCGAUCCUAGCACAUGGAAGUAGUUUCCUUAUCAUUUUUAUUGUGGAAAAAGGAAAUAGCUCUUUCUGCAAAAAUCAUGUGUACUGUUGAAUAAAUUGGAACUGCUAUACAUAUGUUAAGGUAACUCAAUGGCAGUGUUCUAAGUUUUACUGAUAACAGCUCUGUCUCAUACACCAGACAAUAUCAAUAUUAGUACUUUAUAUGAAUUUCUUACUAACAUUAAUUAUGACAGAAACAGAGGAGAUGAUCAUUAGUACAGCCCCAAUUUCAUGAACUAUAAAACUGUGAAAUAUGCAAGUAUUCAUGAGCUAAAAUGCAUAUAAAUAUGACCUUAAAAUGAAAUGACAUUAUAAGAGUUUAUAAAUAAACAUUAUUGUUGAUGUUUUUAAAAAUAUACAAUGUAAAACAAAAUUCACUUCUUAACAGAGUACAGUAUCUACUUUUUGCAAUGUUUGAAACUGACUAUCAUUUAUUUUUGAAAUAUUUGUGUGUGUCUGGGAAAAAGAAGAAAACAUGAAAUACAGUGAAAACAGUAACACCUAUCCAAACACAAAAACAUGUUUUUAUUAUUGCACGCCCUUUAUUUUAAAGUAUUCCAGAUUAGUUAACACACCGUGUGAAUAUCCCAUUUCUGCAGAGUUGCACUGGAUCACAAGUUGCAUUUUCAGGUUUUCCAUUUUCAAAGAUUUAAAAUUGUCACUGAGGAUAGUUUUGUACCUGGGAAACCACCUCCCCACAUCAUAGGACAUUACGCGAGCAUAUUUGAAGGUGAAGAGGUCACUGCAGGCCAGAUUUGGUUCAUCGUCUUUCUGGAAAUGCCACAACACUAGAAGACGGUCACUAAUUUUGCACAUUGUAGAAUAUCCAGGAUUCCACUGGAGGUGUGAUUGCUUUUGGUACUUCUGAAAAGUUGGCAUUGAUGCAAUUGAUGUAUGCCAAGUUUUCAGACAUGCUAUCUGUAAAGACCUUUUUCACAAUUUUGAUAGCACUUAAUUCAUUGCUAUCAGGCUGACAAAAGAUUCAUU